This is a messenger RNA of Echinops telfairi (small Madagascar hedgehog), 1116 nucleotides long. RefSeq names its product isovaleryl-CoA dehydrogenase, mitochondrial-like. NCBI's taxonomy places the organism in Eukaryota, Metazoa, Chordata, Mammalia, Afrosoricida, Tenrecidae. Gene Ontology annotation, molecular function: 3-methylbutanoyl-CoA dehydrogenase activity; flavin adenine dinucleotide binding. The coding region runs from base 1 to 1116 and encodes 371 amino acids. The record is from RefSeq and is a predicted model, not a curated record. Gene Ontology annotation, cellular component: mitochondrion. Gene Ontology annotation, biological process: L-leucine catabolic process. The transcript is spliced from 2 exons.
AUGGCGACUGCGGCUUGGCAUCUGGGCAGCUCGGUCGCAAAGUGGGGACUCAGGCCCCUGGUGGUUCCGGUCGUGGGGCUUGUUUCCCAGCGGGCCCUCUCGGUGCUGCCGGUCAAUGAUGAGAUCAAGGGGCUAAAUGAGGAACAGAAGCAGCUUUGCCAAAACAUGGCUAAGUUCCUUCAGGAGUAUUUGGCCCCCAAAGCCCAGGAGAUUGAUCAGAACAAUGAGUUCAAGAACCUUCGAGAGUUUUGGAAGCAGCUGGGGAACCUGGGUGUCUUGGGCAUCACAGCCCCUGCUCAGUACGGGGGCUCUGGGCUGGGGUACCUGGAGCAUGUGCUGGUGAUGGAAGAGAGAUUCCGAGCAUUGGCAGCAGUGGGGCUCAGCUACGGUGCCCACUCCAACCUCUGCAUCAACCAACUCGUGUGCAAUGGGAAUGAAGCCCAGAAGGAAAAGUACCUCCCUAAGCUGAUCAGCGGGGAGUACAUUGGUGCACUGGUCAGGAGUGAGCCCGAUGCAGGUUCCAACGUCGUCUCCGUGAAGCUAAAAGCGGAAACGAAAGGGGAUCAUUACAUCUUGAGUGGCGACAAGUUCUGGAUCACCAAUGGCCCCGACGCAGACGUCCAGAUCGUGUACGCCAAGACAGAUCCAGCUGCCGUGCCAGCUUCCCGCAGUAUCACCGCCUUCAUCGUGGAGAAGGGCAUGCCUGGCUUCAGCACCUCCCAGAAGCUGGACAAGCUGGGGAUGUGGGGCUUUAACACCUGUGAUCUGGUCUUUGAGGGCUGUAAGAUUCCUGCACUCAACAUUCAGGGCCACCUGAGUAAGGGUGUGUACUUGCUGAUGAGCGGGCUGGACCUGGAGCGGCUGGUGCUGUCCCGUGGGCCCACUGGGAUCAUGCAGGCCGUCCUCGACCACACCAUCCCCUACCUUCACAUGAGGGAAGACUUUGGCCAGAAGAUCGUCCACUUCCAGUUGAUGCAGAGGAAGAUGGCUGACAUGUACAUCUGGCUCAUGGCCUGUCGGCAGCAUGUCUACAAUGUCGCAAAGAAUAUAGAUGGACAGCUUGACAGAGAAAAGUUACUUGUAGUUUACGACAUGAGUCAAGAUAUGCCAAAAUAA